UAAUCAUUCUGAUUAUUUCCCUUAGGAAAAAAAAAAUAGAAGAAAAAGAAACAGUAGAAAGAAAAAAAGAAAACGAAAACCAUUUUGCAGAGGGGCCUAGCUAUAUUUUGGAACAGCUGAUUAGCAUACAGGAACCAUGAGCAAACAUCAAUGGCGCUCUCUGUUGAAUUUGAGACGGGCUCGAAAAAACAUGAUAAUAUUCAGAUAGGAUUAAUGCCUCCUGCCACUGGGACCAACCAGCUUGGACAACAGACAUUGUCUACAGGAUUUGGUUAUCUCAAUAAUGGGCAAAUGAAUAAUAUUCACCUGGAAGGAAAUAUUAGUCUCAUUGAAAAACUUUUUGAGAGACAAUAUAAUUAUUCUUCAAAUGGCCAGGCAACACCAAAUUUAUCUGAGUCCUUACAGAUGCCAUUUUCUGGUGAUGAAUGGCUGGAAAAUAACAAUUAUCAAAUCAACACAGAUAUAAAUGAGCAAUGGAGUUGUGAUAGAUCAAAUGAUCCUCUUGCUAAUUCCAAUCAGUUUAUGCUGUUCAAUCAAGAUCCAUGGGAGCAAGAAAAAUUUAUUGAUAAAUUUGGCCUUAGUAGUUGCUCAACUGAACGAUGUUCAACUGCCCUUGAUGAUUUAGUUUCCAAGAUAGUGGAUGAUGAUCAUCCUCUGCUUAAUGACAAUGGUGACUGUGAAGAUACUCACUCACAGUCCACAUCAGGGGUGUUUUCUUUUGAUGGCUCUCCUGGUUUGUCACUUGGAAGUGUCUGGUCUUGUAACAACCAAAUAAGGUCCAGUACUGAAUCAGAUUAUGGGAAUGUUGAACAUAAUACGUCACCUCAUUGGGAUGAGAAAUUUAAUUCUUCAUCUCUAUUUCAAGAGUCAAAAUCAUCAGAUGCCUACCUCAGUGCCAAGGAUACUUUUAGCUUUGAAGAUCCUUUAUUCACUGAUACUUCUGUUUCUAUUGCUUCUUCUUUGACUUACCCUUGCUUUUCAACUCCCAGAUCUCUUGGAAACUUCAACAAUCAGAACAACAAUAACUUGGUUCCAGAUUCUGAGAUUGUCCAUAACAUCUCAAAUUCUAAUUUUUCUAAAAACAAGUCUUCACAGUGUGAUAACACACAAAUAGAUAUGCCUCCAAUGAGUCCACUCAUUCAUUUCCAGGGAGAUUUCAGCAACAUUCAAUCACCACAGUCGCCUGGAGUAGAUUCUUCAGUCAACAAAACCUAUCCUAUAUCUAAUGGCCAUGUUUUACCUUUGCAAGAUUCUGCAGUAAAUGUUAAUGAGAAAACUUAUCCGUUCAACAAUAAAAACAAUUUGACAUUCCAUAUGCCUUCUACUCAGAUCAAUUCUGGCCAUGAAAGAGAACCUUUCAAUUGUGAUUCAAAGCCUCAAAAUGUUAGUUUCCACAAAAGAAACAAUUCUGUAUGUCAACCCCCUCCUAUUCCUGUGCAACAGCAAAUUUCUUCCAUCCCCAAUCAGAUCUCUUAUGGUCGAAUUCCGCCUAAAUUUUGUAGUCAUAACAUGUCAAAUUCUUCUCUGCCUAAUGUUAUUGAUGGUGGCUUUAAUAAUGUUGAAAAUUUACAUCAGAUUCCAAGGCGAAACUCAUACCCUCAUAAAAAUAAUAUUGCAAUGAUUGCUGCUACACUCAACAAGCAACAUCUUCUACAAACUAAACUGUUAGAUCACUGUAAUGGAAACGUAACCAACAUUGGGUCAAAUAUUUCUUUCUCCAAAAAUACUGGCGGACAUGAAAAUAUUACACCAUGUGCAGCUGAUUUUGUGCCUAUGGAUCACCAUCAGUUUAAUCAGGAAAGAUUUAAUAGCCCAACAUCUUUAUCAUCUACUGACUUUUAUCGUCAAAGAGGAAUCUCUCCAACUGAAGAAAAUGAUCUUGGGCCAGAUAAUUUACAACAAUACCCUGAUGAUUUUUAUAUGCAUGAUAUGGGUAUUAUCAAUAACCAUAUUGGGCAACCAUCAUUUCUCAAAUACUCCCCUCCACUACCUACAAACCAAAUGGUACCAACACCACGCAACUUUGGCCAUGAGGUUUAUCCACUUGAAAAUUUCAGCUAUUUCCCUCCAUUUUUUGGUCCAAAUGAUCUAAUUUACGACAUGCCUUCUUAUUUAUAUGGAUUUCAUCCUCUUUAUUCAGGCUAUCGACACAACAGAAGAAGUGGUCCUUCUAAUGAGUUACAUUUACGAUUAGAGGAAUGCUAUGACCAGUUCAAGGCAAUAGAAAGAGAGCGCAAAAAGACUGAAGCAGAACUUGCUCGUCAAAAUCCAGGGAAGAAAGUGUCUAGCACUAACAACAUUGCUAUUCCGGCACUGCCAUCUAAUCCAUCACGUGUGGAUAAACUGGUUGUAGAUUCAUUUAAAGAACAGGCACGAGUAAAAACAUUAAUUGAUAAAAUGGAAAAACUAAAAAAUACGUUACUUCACCUUAACAUUCAUUUAACUUUGGAAAAAUGGUAUGAAGGAAUACGUAAAGUACAAGCUUGUCGUAGUGAGGAAAUAAUAAAUGCUGCUAAUAGAUACAAGAGUGGAAUGCCGAGACAUCAAGAUGACAAUGAUAUUCUUGCACUUGCUGCUAGCAUUCGUGAGCUAACUCUACUUACUAGAAAGGCUCGAACAACCUGUUGGUGUGCUCUCCAGAUUGCUGGAAACAACUCAAUAAUUUCUAAAAAUGGAAUAAUUGAGCAACCACAAUACUUCUCCAAUGACUUUAGUUCUGCUGGUGAUAGAAAGAUGAACAAUAUAGUCAAUAAAACAGCUGUAAAUUUACAAAUGCUGCAACUGAAAAAUGCUUUCAGUAACAGUAUUAGAGUUCCAUCCAACUCCAUGUCGGGUCUUCAUAAAUCUGUUUCUCUUACCACAAAUCCAGUACCAAAUGCCUCUUAAAGGGAAUAGCUGCUCACUCAAAGGGCUUAUUUGCUUCAGGUCUUGGGAAUUGACACAUUUCUAAAUAACAACAAUAAAUAAACACAUUUAAAAAAACAUGUUUUUAAAAUUUUGAAUAUUAAUCUUUUUUCAAAAUUUUGGUUUUAAAAUAUCAAUUACAUGAUUUAAACUUAUUUAAAUUUUUCUUUAAUUUUAGAAUCUGCCUAAAAUAUCAAAUAUACAACAAACUUCAAACCUAGAUUUCAGAGUUGAAAUUGAUUCAAAUGAAAAUGUAUUCAGAAUUUUUUUUUUUACUAGUCAUUUAUUUUUACUGUGAUAUUGUUUUGAUAAAUUAUCAAAUCUGUGAACACCAUGACAGUGUUUUAAAUAUUGAUUUUAUAUUGGUUUUAUUUAAUUUGUUUCUGACAACUUAUUCAAUACAUUCUCAUGAAAAUCAACUUUGAAUUUUUCUUUUAAACAUUCUGGAUUAUGCGGGAGUUAAUUAUUAUAAGCUAGCACAAAAAUUCUUUUGAGAAAUAAGGGUCCUAAAACUUACUGAAUGGAAGCCUAUUAUUUCUUCUGUUAAUUUAGGUUUUAAGUAUUUACUGUCUGUAAUAAUCAUAAUAAUAUGAUUAUUAUUAUUGAUAUGAUUAUAAUAGACAUCAAAUUUUUUUCCCUGUCUAAAAAUUCUUAAGGCAUCUAUUUAGAGAUGUGUACUUUCCCUUGAUGGUUUUUUUUCUCUAUUAUUUAUAAAAAUUGUGGCAAUUCCUGAUUCCCCACCCUUGCUCUUUUUUUCAGCACAGCAUAUUUUUCUGAAAACUCUAACAUUCAUAUCCUUUAUAUAUUUUUUUUUUAAUGGAAAGUAAUUGUUUUAAUAUUAAGAGUAUAUUUUGUAAGUGGAAAAGAACAUGAUGAAGCCUGAAAAUCUUAUUCACUAUCAAAGUAUAAUUUACACAUAUUAUUGUGUAUCCUUAUAUGUUUAUUUUUCUUCUAUAACAUGUGUUAGAGAUUGUAUUCAAACAAUUCAAACAGACAUGUGCACUGUUAUAUUUAAAAAAAAAUGCAUCAAAGACACUGAAAUAUCAAAUGCACACUUUUUUUACAUUUAAAUUCAUUCACAAAUGUUCAGUGUUCUCUAUUCUCUACUGGAGUUUAAUUGACAUUCCAAUUUGUAAUAACACUGGCUUAAUGGAUGACAAUUUUUAUCUGACUGAUAUAGAUUUACAGUCUUAAAACAAAACAUUUGAAAUCUAUGGUAGUAUCUAGCUGAGAUAUUUAUCAUAAGGCAACUUUUAAUACUUUCAAAAAUUAUUGAAUACAGAUCUGUUGUUAUUUUAUUAACUCUUGCUUAAAAUUUAAAAAACAUUGUAAAAUAUUUCUUUACAUUUUUUUAAAAUGUAAUUUAAAGUUUUUAUUUAUUGAAUAUGUCAUAUUCUAGUUGCAUUUGCUUUCAAAAUUGUUUGAAAUGUCUUACCGUAUUUAGUGUAUUAUCUAUUUAACAACUCUACCUAGAUAUCAAAUAUUCCAUUUCCUGUUUUACAUUCUUCUUUGGUAUUAUACUUUCACUUCAAUUUUAUUUAAUUUUUUAAUGCUAAUAGAUGUAUUUAAUUGUUUGAAGCUGCCUAACACUUUUAGGAAAUUUCUUUACAUUUAGUUAGGAAAAGCUAUUUAAGAAUCUCUAAAAAUUUGAUUUAUUUGAUUUAAUUUUUAUUACUAUUUCUAUCAUAAUUAUCAUGUCUCUCUCAUUAAAUGUGUUUAUAAUAAAGUUUUACCACUUUAUCAAAAAACAAGUAUUUCUAAGACAUCAUAGCUAUAGAGUUGACAUUUUGAUGAUUUUGUGAGCAUUACAUUUAAAAAAAAAAUACUAUUUACAUUUAAAAUUUCUUUAACUGUCAAAUAUAUCUCUUGUUCUUAUGACAUUGCUUCCUAUUAGAUGGGCUCAUUCUAAAGGUUGUUUUUUUUUCUUUAAAAUUUUACAUUUUGUCAAAAAUUAAAGAAACAGUAAAAGAUUGAAUGGAAUUUUGAUCUGAUACUCAAUGAAACAAUAGGACAAUAGCUGAUUCAAAUGUAAAAAUAUGGCUUGUAAACUAAUGUUCAAGCUUAUAUAUUAAAAAUAUAUGGAAAUGGCUUACCUAUUUGUAAAUUCUUUGAGUUUUGUUUUGUUCUGAUAUUUUCCCUUCUGUAUUGUUAAAUUUUGAAUUACUUAACUGAAAUUAGAUUUCAAACAUUUAAACAUUUUUUUUUUCUUAAAUUUUAUAAGGUUAAGUGUUUCAAGCAAUGUUUUGUAUUAGUUAAUCAUUACAUUUAGUUGUGUAAAAGACAAUUAACACCAAUAUGAUCUAUGCAAGUGGAAACUUUGCUAUAGGAUAACUUAGAAGUCUAUAAUAUCCGUACAACUGGAUUUGUUUAUUUAUUACUCUCUGCAUUAAGCUGAUGUUAGAUAGUGAAGCAGAAAUCUGUCUUUAGUUGCUGUUUGUAUAUAAAGGGAAUAGGGAAUUUUUGGUUGGAUUGUUAAUGUUAUUUCAGUUAUAGUUGGGCUACCAGAAAAUUCUUUAAUGUAGCAGCUUUGUUGCAGAGACAGAUUAAGCUGAGAGAAAAAUAGAUUUCAUUUAGCCUUUUAUUUUUUCUCUCCAUUUCUUUGAAUAUGAUAUGGGUUCUUUUGCAUUUGAAUUGUAUUGUGUUCUGGUAUUUCACUCUUGAAUUUUAGUAAGUCUAUAGCUUAGGAUAACCUCUAGGUGCAAAUGCUUUGAUUAAACCUGUUUUGGGAUUUUUCUUUCUUUCUUUCUUUUUUUUUUGAUUUUUUUUCCAAAAUGAAAUUGUUAAUAUUAUGAGAAGGACCAAAUUUGUGUAUCUGCUAUUUAAAAUGCUUUUUAAAAAAAAUAUUUAUUAGAAACUGAUGUAUUCUAUUGAUAAAUUUUAUUUGAUCAGUUUCUCUUUAUCUAUAUCUCAGAGCUAUUGCUUUGUUUGAUUGUUGUAAUUAAUAGUUUCUGACAUUCAGAUUCACUAAAAUUUGAAACAAUUGUGAUUGUAUCAUGUUAUUUAAACUUAUAUUCUCUACUGACAUUGGGCUGUUUAAAUAUUGAAUAACCUGCAAUUGUAUUAAACUUGAGUUCCAGUUAACCCCACAUUUUGUUAUGAUUUUCUAGUCAUAAUACUGAUAUAUUUUAAUUUGUUCCCUCCCUCACUAACUCUUUUGACCUAUAAGGUAGGCAUGCUGUAAGCAUUUGAAGCAUGUUAUUUAAUGCAUUGUGUUGCUUAUUCAUUGAAGUUGAAUUGGAAAAUAUAUUUAUUUUGAACUUUAAAUAUUAUAAUCAACUAUAUUUGCAUACAGUUAUAUGCAAUUUUUUGCUUAUUUUUGAUAUAACUAGAAAAUCAUAAUUGUAUUUAAAAAUUUGGGGUUUAGGCACUGCACAUCUUAGUGAUGUUUAUUUCAUCUUUUAUUUUCAGUCAUAUUCUAUAGUCAAAUUCAUUAAAAAGACUCCUAUUUUUCUAAGAAAACUACAACUUUCUUCCUGUUUAUCACUCUUAAGAUUUACUCCAGAAAAACAAAGUUGUGGACAAUGCUAAAAUGAAAUCACUCAUUAAAAAUACCUUGUAAUUUAUUCAAAACACUUUCAAAGAAUUAGUUUUCUUUAUAUUUUUCAUGUUACUGCCAAGUUGAGCACAAAGCUUAUUUUAGUAUUUAUCACCUCUAGCUUUCAUUCCCACCAUAGGCCAUAAAGUGGAUAUUUGAAUAUAUUUGUGAUUUGUAUAUUUAAAUGUGAGCAAAAGAAUCUCUAAUGAAGUAAAAUAAGACAAUUUACAAUUUGGCUUCAAAAUUAAAACAAUUGUAAAGCUUGCUAUAAAUGUCACAAUACCACCAACCCGAUGUCAUAGCUCUUUGGAAAUUCAGUCAGGUCUAUGUGAUGAUAGCAAGCUAAUAAAAUAUUAUGUGUGUUUGUUUUUUCGACAUAGUCGAGUCAUCUGUUUGAAAUUGAGAGCUUUUCAACAAUACAUUUUAUAUGCCUUUUCAUACUGUCAUAACCUACUCAGAGGCUUUAGUUGGCUUUUGGUUAUUUUCAGUAUUCUGAUGAAAACUUCCAUAGUUACAAAAAUAUUACAAUUUUUAAAAACAAAUUUGUAUGCAUAAUUUCUUUUUUUCUUUUAAAUUCUAAUUUAUUUUGGUCAUCUAAAAUUUCAGAAAUGUUAUUCAUUAUAUAAUUUGCAUAUUCUAUAGCUUCUCUUGAUUUUUUUUUUCUUCUUCUUGUCUAUUAAAAUUGUAGACUUGAUUCAGGUACCAUGACCAACUUUUUCAGCAUUUUAUGUAUAACUCUAUUACAAUUUAGAAUAUUUGUAAGAGAUUUAAUCACUUUCAAAGAAAACAAAAAUCCAUAUUCAUUUGGCCCGGGUUGGGACCUGGCCAUAAUAAAUCCAUUCAUUAAAAGAAUAAUGUAGAAUGAAAACAUUUUCUAUGGUAAAUACACAUAUAAAUGAACCACAGUUCUACAUUUUUUUUCAUUAAAGUUAAAGCAUUUUAUAAUUCUAGACUCACAAAUUUCAACAUAUACAUUGUGUAUAUAACUCCAUAAGAGAAAGUUCACCUUAUAUCCAUAUUUAUAUCUUCAUCUUAGCUCUUUUUCAUAUAUAUAUAUAUAUAUAUAUAUAUAUAUAUAUAUAUAUAUUAUAUAUAUAUAUAUAUAUAUAUAGUAGAAUGCUGUUUGUCUAUUUGGCUGACUAGAGGAAUUAUAAAAAAUUAAUUUGUUUUCUAAAAUAAAACUACUGGAGCUACGUAAUUAAACACCCACUGUGAAAUAGUGCUUAGUAGUACUAUUUUCAAGCUUAGUAGUAAGUUAUUUUUGAAAUUGUGUAUUAGAGAUUACUAGUUUAAAAUUACUGGUCUUGUUAAAAUUACUAGUUUUCUUUAAAAUAAUUAAUCUGACAAAGUACCUUUUCUCUAAAUUAAAAAUAAUGUUCUCUUUAGAUUUUCUUGAACAGUUUUUCUUUGCAAUAAAAGAAGUAUAAUAUAUUUGAUUAAUAUCUUCUCUUUUUUUAGACAAGGUUUUUAAAUUUAAUUUUUGAUUUAGUUAGUGCAUAAGUAAUUGUCUUAUUUAGAGAGAGAAAAUUCAAUUUCUAAUCUAUUAGUGGGAGAUAAAAUUCCGUAAAAUAAGGCCAAUACAACAUUGUCUAUGUAGAAUUAUUAUAUCUAAAUUUAGUAUUAGAAACUAAUGAGCUGUUUAUUAUAGAAUAAUUUUAAAGAUUUGAUUUUUCUUUCAGAAUUUCAUUUAAUUUUACUAUGAAUUAAUCUCGUUGUGAUAAACUUUCUGGACUUUAAAACUUUUUCUAUAAUAAUGUAGUUAUCAGGAUAUCUUUGCAUUAACAUAUUAUGUAUAUCAAUAUAAUAUGCUAUAAUUUCUUAAAUUAUUUAUUACAGAAAAGAAAAACAAAAACACCAUUUCCUAAUUAUGUAUUUAUUUAAGCCAGAAGAAUGCACUAACAUUGUCUUUUGCUUGUAAAUUUUUCUAUGUAGAAAAUUUUGACUUUUAAAAUAUCUUACGGAUGUAAUAUGAUAGUAUUUCUUAAUAAGAUAUUUUAUCUAUUUCUAUGAAUGCUAGGUUAAUGAUAAAAAUAUCUUACAUAAAUGUGUAGAAAUUCUACUCUAAUCAUUUUAUCCAGCUUUUAGAAAUACCUACAAUUUUUAUUAACAUUUGUUAAGCUUUACCCAAUUUUUGAAUUGGCCCUUUAGUUUUGCUGUUAUCUUUAUUUUUUAGUAUUAUUAUAUUUCAUUAUUUUACGGUAAAUUUUUGUUGCUUAAUUAUUUAUGUUCAUUGAAAGAAAUAUCCUGUAUGUAUGUAGCACUUAUUUUAUCUUGGAAAAUAUUAGAUUAGUUUAAAAUAUUUUGCUUUUGUUAUAAAUCAUUAUUAUUACCAGUUAAUAUUUUUUUAAAUAUUGUAAAACUUAGCACUAUUAAGUAUUCUGCUUUUAUAUUUAUAUCACUCUGUUGCAGAUUAUUUUUUUGUUAAUGCUUGUCGAAUUAUAAAUAUUUAUUGCUUUGUGUUCUUAUAAAAAAGGUAUCCUGACAGCUGGAAUAUCACUCUUAUUACACAUAUAUAAAAAUUGAGCAACUUUUAAAAUUAAUGACAAAUUCUUCCUCUAAUGUUUUGGAGGUCUGUUAAGCUCUAAAUUAUCUAAUAAAUUGUGGUAACUUCAUCUGUAACCACAGAUAUCUUGUCACAAAGGAAAUCUCUAGAAGAUUUCAUCACCAUUUUACAACAUCCUUUUAAAAUAUGAAUUUAACAGCCUUUCUGAAUUCAGUUGGUUGUGAGUCGUACCCUCUUUUAUACAGUUCAUUUUUAUUAAUAGAUAGCUCUCUAAAGAAGAAAAUGAUUUAACUUUUGAAAAUUUAAGUUAUAUGAAAAUCAAAAUUUCAUGAAAAAAAUGCUAUUAGUUUAGCUUUUUUUAUUUCAAGAACAGUUUGCUAUUUUUAUCAUUAUUCUAACUAAAAAAAAAAAAAGGCAAUGAUCAAGUUCAAAUAAUUUUAAAAAGAUAAUUUAAAUUUGUCUCCCUCUGCUACUUUCAUAUUUUAUAACAGGCAGUCUUGUUUAAACUGAACAACAAUUCAUCUCUUUCAUUACACUUUAUAAUAAAGAGCCUUAAAUCAGUCCAUAACAAGCUAUCAAUAAAAUACUGCUAUCAGUAUGUUUCUGAAUAGUGUGUCCUUUCCAAACCAUUUUCAAAUGUUUCUCUCUCUUGCCUUGACUUAUUUAAUCUAUUCAUUGUUUAAAAAGGAAAAUUGCAGCAAACUGGUAAUUACAGUUUAGUCAUUUAGUUUUCAUUUUUAUUAUUUUUUUAGUAAAUUCACAUUUUAACACAAACAUUACAUUGCAUUAAGUUUUUUUUUGCAUAUCUCAUCUUUUACUACUAGCAUGCAACUUAAACAUUUGGUACCCAGUUGAAUGCAUUGUAAAUAAAUCUUCAAUAGUGCAAUUUGGGUAAUUUUAAAAUGUGUUUGUAAGCAAGUUUAUAUUUUUCAUAAAAUGUAUUUUUGUAGCUAUUAGAUUCUUGAUAAUCCAUUUAAUAAUGUUGGAAUAUACCUUGCUAAUUUAUUUUCCAACAUUAUGUGCUGGCUGAACCAAAUAAUGUUUAUAUUUUCUUUCAUUCCAACUAUUAUUCUUUAUCUAUGACCAUCCUUCAGUUUUUUAGUUUUAUGGAUUAUUUAUAUCAAGAUCCACAUGUUAUUUGAAAUAAGUAUUUUUUAAUUUUUUAUUGUUUACUCUCAUUAUUAUUAUUAGCAGCAGCAUAUGGCAAACUUUUCAAAUUUGUAUACUUGGUGUAUUUAUUUUUUUAGUUAUUCUUAAAAUUAUGUAACUACAUUUAAAAAAACUUCUGGAAUAGUAUUAUAGCAUUUUAAAUACUCUGUAUUAGAUGAUAUUACUAUGUACAGCUAACUAAUCUCAGAUUUUGUGUCGAGUUCUGAAUUACCUUUCACAAAACUGGUUUUAAAACUAUUCACUUGAAUAUCUUCAGUUCUGAACACUGCUGUUUUCAUCUCAACCGGGAGAAUGAGAGCAUUAAUAGUCAAUUAGUAGUCCUGUUUCACUUGUUAGAUUCUUUGUUUGAAGGUUUUGCAUUUUUGUUGGAAACAAGUUUUGUUGAUAUAAAUAUCUCCAUAUUUAAUCUUAGAUGAUUUCCUUGUUAAUUGCAUAUCAUAACAUAUCAGUUUCUUGGCAUUGGUGGUAUAUCUAGUUGUAAACAGAAUGAGUUAAUAUUUAAUUUUAAUUUAUUAAGCUUCUUCUACCCAUUGCUAAUUAAGUUUGUGGUUUCUAGUUGAAUUCUCUAUUAUUAUCACGUUUUAGUCACAUAUUUUGUCCAUUCUUUCAGUUCUUGUAGCCUUUCUUUAAUCAAAUUUCUGAUAUUAAAUCUCUGGGUUUUUUUUUAUUUUAAGACAUUUUCAUCAAACUGCUGUUUUUUUUGUUUUUUUAUAUAUACCAACAUAAUACUUAUCAAUUCUUAAAGUGAGACCAAAACAAUUAUAUUUGUAUUUAAACUAAAUAUUGUCAAACUACAUAAUCUUUUACAUUAACUUCAUCAAUUUCUUUAAAGGUUUUAAUAUUUAUUUUUGCAUCUGCUAGGAUAAAUACAUUGUAGCUUUUUGGCCUUCCUUCAAAUGUUUUUACUACUUAUAUCAACAGCUAGUUUGUCUCUGGUCUGAAAAUAAAAUGAUGGGAAAUCUUUAUGAAUUUUGAAUUACAUAAUUAUGUAGAUACCAGUUUGACUUUUUUUUUUUUAAGUUGUGAUAUUUUCAAAAAUAAAUGUUGGAUUACUGUUUUGUAGAUUAGUACUUGGAAUUUUUCUGAUUCCUUUACAGUCAGUUAAACAAAAUAUUUCUUUCUUUAUAUCUAUUUUUGCUAUGAUGCUAUGGUAAUUGCCAGAUUUAAUUGUAGCUUGUGUAAUUUUUUUUUCUCACUUAUCUAUUUUGUUGUUUUAAUAUUUUCUGUGCUUAUUGUUCACGGUAUUUUGAUAUUGCUUAAAAUUUUUCUUAUUCUUCAGAAAAUUUGUUUCUAUACAAAAUUAGAAAUUUUUUAUGUGCAAAGUUAACACAUAAACAGUUAGCUACAAAUUUCUUUGUAUAACCAUUUGGUUCCUGUUUAUCUAGUUGCCUUAAAACAGUGACUCUCUUGAAGGUGCUGUAUGAUAUGUUGGUAUCUACUCUGUUUCAUAAACAAUGGUCAAAUUGUCUUGCAUGUAAUUGAUUGUAGGCAGCAGAAAUUUUAUCUUAGAUCUUUUUAUGCAAAAAGAAAAUAUUAUGUUGCAGCAGUAUUUGCUCUUGUUGGAAUAUAAAUAGUUUAUAGUUGCAUGUGAAUCAAAAGUAUUCAGUACUAUGGUGUGGCUGGAUGUUGAAAAUAGCAUUAUGAUUUAUCUUAACAAGUAUUUGACACUUUUUCUAGAAAUAUAAAAUUAUCACUUUUCCCCCAAAAAAUAUAUGGCAUAUUUUAUUCAUGUUUCUUUACAACUCCACAUUCUGUUCUGUUCCACUCAGUAUACUGUCUAAUAAUCUUUAGUAAAAUAGUCGAUUGUCAUUGUUUUAGCAAAGGAAUUGUAUUGAUUGUUUGUGUUGAAAACAAGUACAACUUUUUAGUCAUUUUUGCAUAUCUCAUUUCUAAGCAGAAAAUGCAAUUUCAUAAAUAUACAUUUAAUGUUAACUAAAAGAAAAAUUAAUUGCAUUUGAAACAAAAGAACUUUAAAAAUCUGAAAUUACAACCUUUUUAAAGACCGGUGACUUUUAUUCAGGACAAUAUCAUCUUGUGCAUUUCACUUUGUGACAAUCAGUUGACAAAGAGCUGUGUUUGUUUGGGAAGUAUAAAUCUGGUUCCAUUCUGUAUUGUAGCUGUUCAGAUGAAUAGCAUGACUAAGUACCAACACCAACAACUCUUACUGAUGACAACAUUCUCUUUGUUUUUUUUAUCAUUUUAGUCAUUUUCUGUAUAAAUGUCAUGCAACUAGUGGAGAUGUGCAAAUUUUUACUCUGUUUAUAUCACCCAUUCUGACAGAAGCAGCUUUUCUAGUCUUCCAUAUUCAUUACCUUAAUUAUUACUAAGCGAAGGCAAACAUUAUUUGCAUAACAAAUGGAGAGUUGCUACAGUUCUUCCUUUAUCUUUCACACAUUUUUUUUUUCAGUAGCAGUAUACUAUUUCUAUAUUUUAUUCCAUGUUUAAAAAUGUGAAUAGGAAAAAAAAAUAGCUCCCUUCCCCAUCUUUAAUCAGUAACCUGAUUAAUAUAGUGAACCCUUUUUUAUGCUUAGAAGUUAGUCUUUAGUAUUUUAAAAAUUAAAAUUGCUACCAUUAAACUAUAGUUUUGUACUUUGGAUAAUGUAGUAGCUGACUUAAUUGAAUCAUUGGCUUAUAUAUAGUUCUAAACUGGUGUGAAAAGACUAACAUAUUUCUAUAUAACUUAUUAAAUUUGUGGAGCCUGGCCCAAAGCUAUUAAAACUUUCAUGGCUCUCUUCAUUUUUUUGCAUUACAUUUCUUUUUGCACUGUUUCACUGAAUUUUUCAUGCUGAAUUGAUGUUGUAAGAUCUUUUAUAUAAUAUGAAAAUCAUUGUUUAUAUUACUUUUGAAAUGUAUGAUUUUAAUGUUAUGGUUGCACAGAAAAAUUAGUUUUCAUGUUUUUCAAGUGUUUAAGAUUACCAAUUAAUAUGUUUUUCCUACUGAUUAUUAUUAACUAUUUGUUUCUUUUUUUUUUCUUUUUUUUAAAGUUUUUUGUAAUAUGAUUGAGAUCUAUCAAGUUAUUACAUUGAAGAAUUGCCUUCAAGUAGUUUGAGUAUUUUCUUAGAUUAACUAACUUGAUAAAAGUCACAGAAACUUUUCAAACUCAUCUGUGACAACAGAUCCUUUUCAGAAUAAUCUCUUAAUAAGAAUUCUCUUACAUAGAGACACAAGUCAUUUUAGUUCAUAAUUGAUUUUGAGUUAACUUUCUUGCUAUUUUAACCUUGAUUUUUGUAAGUAGAAUUUAAGAUUAUAAUAGUAAAGAAAGACUGUUGAGCUUUAAAACACUUGGAAAAUUUAAUACUGAAAUCAACAUGACCAUAAUACUAGCUUAAAUAUCAAAUUGAACAAUAUUAGAUAACUUUUGGCUGUUAAUUGUUUUCUUUUCAAAUUAUAUUUUGUUUUAAACAUAUUUGAGUCUUUUAAUAUUCAUCUGAAGACAAUCAGAACACUAGUUUCUUUUAUAAAGAAACUAUCAGAUGAAAUAUUCUUGUUUAAAAAAAAUCAAUAUAGAUUAAAAUGCCAAUAUUCCUUAUACAAUAAUGUCUCUUCAAUGUAGUUUGUUUAUAUUUUGUAAAGUUGCUUAAAUUUUGGAAGACAUUACUGAAAUUAAACUGUGGAUUUAUAAAACAACUAGCCUACCUCACUCUGUAAUACUAUGUUCAGAGCUUAGAGCCACAGGAAGCAAAGUAUUUCACUGGUUUAUCAUUAUGACUAAUCAUUUUCUUUUCUGAAACAAGUCGUGGAUGCUUUUUAUAUGUCUGUGUUAAGUUAUUAUUAUUUUUUUCUUUAAACUGGGAAGGACUUGUACAAAGCAUGGAAUAUUGAGCUUUUUAUUUAUGUAUUUCACGCUUAUUGUGGCUUUACCCCACCCUAUUAUGGAUACAGGCUUUGACAUUAACUCACUGGCAGGUUUUAAACUUGGUCCUAAAAUACUCCUAAAUAGGAGCUGAUUUUUUUUUAUUCCCUCUCCCCACUCCUUUAACUAGUCCAGCCAUGUCCUUGAACUGGUGCUUUGAAACAAAAAUCCAACAAUUUAGUGCUGCUGCUGUUGUUGGCAUUAUUGCGUGUUAUAACUAAUACCAUUGCAUUCUCUGUGAUAGCUGUCAAGAGUGAUGUAUCAAACUGUUGGUUUACUGCUGCACACAGGUGGAUUUUCAGACUAAUUUAUUUCUCAGCCUUCUCAUUGAAUAAUAAACUGAUACCAACUCAAAA
Molecule: messenger RNA, 14321 nt
Organism: Octopus sinensis (East Asian common octopus)
Lineage: Eukaryota; Metazoa; Mollusca; Cephalopoda; Octopoda; Octopodidae
Product: probable serine/threonine-protein kinase DDB_G0282963
Exons: 8
Coding region: 151-2886 (911 amino acids)
Biological process (GO): female meiosis I; meiotic cell cycle; male meiosis I
Cellular component (GO): nucleus; cytoplasm
Source: RefSeq, a predicted model, not a curated record